CAUUCCUAAUAAGAUAAUUGAUAAAUUGCCUUAACAGUCAAUAUUCGUGGACUAACUGCUGUGACUCUAACUCUGAUGCGCUCCUCUGUGAGAGUGCGAGCAGCAGCAGCAGCAGCAGCAGCAAAGUUGCAGCAGGACUUUGAGAUGCUCUGAGAGGAAGAGCGAGUUCAUCAGGCACGUUUAAACCGUCAGCAGACUCACUUCACAGGUAAUGGCUGAGAGGACAGUGUGUGUCGGGUGCCAGCGGCUCAUCACAGACAGAUUCCUGCUCAGAGUCACUGACAGUCUGUGGCAUGAGGAGUGUGUGCGCUGCGCCGCGUGCGGAGACGCGCUCAAGAACUCCUGCUUUCUGCGGGACCGCAAACUUUACUGCAGGCGAGACUAUGCUGAUCUGUUUGCAGUGCGUUGUGGGGGCUGUGCGGAGGCCGUCUUCCCCACAGAGCUGGUGAUGCGUGCAGGAGCCACUGUUUUCCACCUGCGCUGCUUCACCUGCAGCGUUUGUUCCUGCCGCCUGCAGACUGGAGAACACUGCAUCCUCAGGGAGGGACAGCUACUGUGUGCUAGAGAAGACUAUCACCGAUGUCUGGCCAGCCCGACCUCCUCUGACACAGGUAAAAGUGAUGAUGAUGAGGAAGAAGAGGAGGAGGAAGCCGGUGAAGCGACAGGCAAACAGAUUAAAUCAGAAGAACUGGAAAGCAAACGUCCAAAAAGACCUCGCACUAUUUUGACCACUCAACAAAGACGGACCUUUAAAGCUUCCUUUGAGGUCUCAUCCAAGCCUUGCAGAAAGAUAAGGGAGACCUUGGCAGCAGAGACUGGCCUGAGUGUCCGGGUUGUGCAAGUCUGGUUCCAGAACCAAAGAGCCAAAAUGAAGAAACUGGCCAGGAGACAGCAGCAGCAACAGGAGCAGCAGCAGACUCAGGAACGGCACGAGCACCAUCAUUCAGCGCCCUCUCGUGGUGGAUUACCCUCAGAGAUGGAGCAUCUGGGCUCUUCGUUUCACCACAUUCAGCAGCAGCAGCAGCAGCAGGUGGGGCUCACCACUCUGGAGCCACAGGACUAUGACAUGGACCCCUUCAGGCAGGGCUUGACACCACCUCAGAUGCCAGGGGAUCACAUGCACCCCUAUGGCUUUAAGAGCCUGUACAGUGACAUCGACAAGGACCCACUUUGUCAGCUACUUGACAGCGACUGCCUCCCACUAAGUGGCUCCUCUCUACUUACUCCUAUUGACUGUCUCUACUCCAUGCAGGACUCUUACUUCACCUCCUGAGAGUGAUGACUCGGUCAGUGAAGCAUCUUCUCCUUGGCUGUUGGAUGGAUCAUCAGAUUGUGAAAUGCUGGGCUAUGACAGCAGUAUGGGUCAGUGGCAGGUGAGCAUCACAUCCACGCCGCCAGCAUCAACGCUCACAUUGUGCUCCUUGCGGUCAAAGGCCCUUGCUGCAUUUUUCUGCCUUUUCCUUCCUCCAGUCAAAGUGGGCAGGAGGUGGGGAGGGCGACCACCCAGGUGCCGGGCCCAGCUGGAAUGCACCAAUCCUGUGGAGAGAAGUUGAGAAAACCCAGGGAGGAGGUUCAAGACAACAGAGGAGCUGAAAGCUGUGUCAGGGGAGAAUGUCCAGGGUGACACAGAGAUAUGAAGACCCACAGUAUGGAGUGCCUCUUUGCCCUAGUCAUGAACCCUUUCUUGGACCCGUCUCAUAUUUCCCACUAUGAAAUCAGACCUUGAAGAGCAAAGAGUGCAAGUCAAUGGUCAGGAACAAUCUAACUGUCUGUCACCAUGGUAUGCUACCGCCAACCAGAACUACAGAAGUGUGCAGCAGGGUAUACUGUGCAUGUGUAAGUCUGUCUUUGUAUCUGCAUCUGUAUCUGCUCUGCUGGCAUGAGUACAGUAUGUGUGCGUGCUCAUGUGUAAGGCGGAACAACACUCUUUGUUGUUGUAUCAUAAUGCAUUUCCUUGUACCUUCGGAGGCAGCUCAAGGGAGAAAAGCCAGACUUAAAUAUCAAAGAAGGAAGCCAACGUGGUCACCUGCAGGGUCUUUUCCCCUCUUGUGCAUGAGUCUGUGCAGUGUUGGCACAAACGUUAUGCGUGGCUGCCAGCAGCACUGGGUGGGAUGUGAAAAAUAAUCAAACCGUGAUCAUACGGUCACAGCAGGUAGCAAUAACCUCAUUAUUAUUCUGAUGGUAGCCAAACAGUUUCCUGUCAACAGUUCGGUAAUUUAUUGCACCCUUCAUGCCAAACACAGGCCACAAACCCUCUGUCUUUUUAACCGCUAUAAUUGGCUUCAUGCUGUUGCAGUGCCAAGGCAGAUGUACACGCUUUGCUGAAGAUACUUAACUGGACAUUUGCAGCACAUAAUGUGUCUUGGGUAUUAUUGGCACAGAAAAAUGCUACGCAAUAAAACCAGCCACUGUGCAUCUUCAUAUUUAAAAUAGACAAUACAUUUACACCUAAAUAAGUAGUUAUAUAUACUGUAUAUAUGAAUAUAGAAUACUAUGUGAGUCUGAUUUAAUGCUGAAUACUUAGAGUGGGGGGCAGUAAAUUGCCCCUGAAUGUUGGAUCAGUUCCCAAUGUGACACGUUGAGCUGAGGCUGAUAAUAGAUCACAUCCUCACCCCUCAGUGACAGCAGCGUUCUGGCCACUAAAUGUGCUAAAUUGACACUUUCUGGCAGAUUAGUGAUCUCCAUUUCCCUAACUGAGCCCACAGUGGAUUAGGUCGUAUGGAGGAGUUCAAAUGUGGGUUACCAGACGUGCUAAAGAGGCCACCAAAAGAGAUGGGGUCUGCCCGUAUGUCACACAUCAUUGGAUAGUGUUUAAGGUAUGCCAGAACAGAUUAAAUUCCUAUUUAGCAGAAGUGGCCAAGCAAGCUAAUGAUAUACAGUAAAUGAAUAAAUGAAUGAAUGAACGAACAAACGAAACAAUAAGAGAAAGGACUCAGAGAGCACAAACAUCCACCAAUGCUGUAAAAACAAAUCCUGAAUCCUCAUCCACAACCGGAUCAUCACCAAAACUUUUUAAUUUCCAUACCACACAUAUCUGACAAUCUCAUCAAAAUAGAUCAAACAAACGAAAGCAAACAAA
Solea solea (common sole) is the source of this 3079-nucleotide messenger RNA. RefSeq names its product LIM homeobox transcription factor 1, alpha (gene lmx1a). The transcript is spliced from 9 exons. Gene Ontology annotation, cellular component: nucleus. Gene Ontology annotation, molecular function: DNA-binding transcription factor activity, RNA polymerase II-specific; RNA polymerase II transcription regulatory region sequence-specific DNA binding. The record is from RefSeq and is a predicted model, not a curated record. Gene Ontology annotation, biological process: neuron differentiation; regulation of transcription by RNA polymerase II. Lineage: Eukaryota; Metazoa; Chordata; Actinopteri; Pleuronectiformes; Soleidae. Bases 212 to 1273 code for a protein of 353 amino acids.